Messenger RNA from Adineta ricciae, 213 nucleotides. Lineage: Eukaryota; Metazoa; Rotifera; Eurotatoria; Adinetida; Adinetidae. The record is from the annotation of a GenBank genome assembly.
AUGAUUUCAACCAAUAUUAAAGGAAGUAAUCAUAAAGUACUUUCUAUCUUGGCAUUUGGCGGUGCUGUUGGACAGGAAAGUCGUCGUGAAAUGGUGAAACGAAUGGUUCGCAAUGCUGAAAAUGAGAAGCAAAAUGUUGAAAAACGUGAAUUCUAUCGAUGUUUGUACUAUCCUCCUCCACCACCACCACCCUCAGGACCUAUUUGGGUCUGA